Molecule: messenger RNA, 1092 nt
Organism: Oldenlandia corymbosa var. corymbosa
Lineage: Eukaryota; Viridiplantae; Streptophyta; Magnoliopsida; Gentianales; Rubiaceae
Source: the annotation of a GenBank genome assembly
AUGACCUAUCCUGGGAAUUUUUUUGCUGAUGUGCAGGCAAAGAGGGAUCCUUACAGGUUCCGGUUUCCUAUUGAGAUGCGGUUUGUGGAACCAAACAUAGAUCAUCUGAUCUUCAACACGUUUGAUUUUCCUCCAAUCUUUCACCGUGAUGAUGAUACUAAUCCUGAUGAAAUCCGCCGUGAUUGUCAAAGAGCUCCAAUUCCCAGAAAAGGUCCUGCCAUUGAUGUAGAGGAGGAACCUUUACUAUCAAAUCAUCCUUAUGUAAAUCGAUUGUGGCAGAUACAUAAUGCUGAACAGAUGAUUUUGGAUGAUCUCGAAGCUAAUCCUGACAAAUACCAGGGAAAAAAAUUGUCAGAAUUAACUGAUGAUGAAGAUUUUGAUGAGGAAAACAGCAUCCAGUAUGCACAAGGUACAUUCAAGAAGACCAAACUUCCAAUGACGAUUCUGAAAACCAGUGUGAAGGAUCUUGACUUAGAAGCUGCACUUGCAGAGCGUCAGCACUAUGAAAAACUGAGAAAGGAAGCAUUUGAAAGGGGAGAAAAGUACAAAAUAUACAAGUUGAAGAGAAAUGUUGAAAUGGAUGAGUAUGACCUCAUCCAUUGGCGCCGAUCCUAUGAGGAAAGAGAGGCCCUGAUGAGGGAUAUUAGCUGCCGUCGAGCACUUGGGCUUCCAUUAGUUGAGCCUGGGAGAUAUGCAGAUCCCAGCUACUUUAAGGGUGAGUAUGAUCCUGAGCAUCCACUUUAUCGUUUUGAUUACUGGGGAGAACCAAAGAACUCGGAAAAGAGUAAACAAGAACGGAUGACUGAAGCCCACAACAAAUCAAUUAUUGGCAAUGGAAAAGUGUGGUACGAGAUGUCAUAUGAAGAUGCUAUUAAGCUGAAGAAGAUACGGGAGGCCCAAGGACUGACACAAGAAGAUGAAGAUGCCGAUAUAGAUGUAGAUGAUAGCGAAGAUGAAGAUGACGAUGAAUACGACGACUUAGUUUACAGCAUUCUAACCAGCCCAAGUUUAGAUUCGUCUGAACAGCCCCAUGUUAAUGGUACUGAAUCGUCCAGAUUAUCAGACGAAGGAAUGUUUGAGGAUGCCGCCUAG